AUGGCGUUCAUGGGGAAUUUUACUCAUUUUAGCAUCAUGUUAGAGUUUAUUCCCAUCCUGCUGCCUACUGACUUACCGUACCAGCGUCUGGAUCAUCGUGUGAAGAUGCCUGUGCUGGAGAAAAAAACAUCCAAAGACAGCAAUGUUCUACCUAAAAUACCAGUACCGGACCUGCAGCAAACCCUGUCUGCGUACCUCAAGUCUGUGAAACACCUCGUCCCUGAGGCCCAGUUCCAGAAGACCAAAGCCAUGGUGGAGAAGUUCAGCAAACCAGGAGGAACAGGAGAGAUGCUCCAGAAAAAACUGCUGGAGAGGAGAGAGAAGACUGAGAACUGGGUUUAUGAUUACUGGCUGGAUGACAUGUACCUGAAGAACAGACUCGCACUUCCUGUCAACUCCAGUCCCAUCCUGGUGUUUCCCAAACAGGAUUUCAGAGACCGAGAUGACUCCCUCAGGUUUGCUGCUCAUCUCAUUUCAGGCGUGAUGGAGUAUAAAGCCAUGCUGGACAGGAGGACUUUACCCACGGAUUACGCUGGAGGUCAGCAGGCUGGUAAUGAGCUGUGCAUGGAGCAGUAUUACCAUCUCUUCACAUCGUACAGACGACCUGGGCUGAGAAAAGACUCGCUGAUCACACACAGCAGCACAGGAGCCGAGAAGAGCCCUGAACCUGGACACGUUAUCGUGGCCUGCAACAACCAGUUCUUUGUGUUAAAUCUGAUGGAGAAAUCCCAGAGGCUGAACGAGAGCGAUGUCCUAACCCAGCUAGUCAGGAUCAGUGAGAUGGCACAGAAGGUGGAGGAGAAACGUCCCCCCAUCGGCCUCUUCACCUCCGACGGCCGGACCGAGUGGGCUAAAGCUAGAGACGUACUGCUCAAAGACCCAGUGAACCGGGAGUCUCUGGAGCUGAUGGAGCGGUGUGUGUGUGUGCUGUGUCUGGAUGAACCCACUGGAGUUCAUCCCACUGACUCCAACAGAGCGCUGCUCAUGCUGCACGGCGGCGGCCAUGACAAGAACGGUGCCAACCGCUGGUACGACAAGUCCAUGCAGUUUGUGGUUGGUGCUGAUGGUGUGUGUGGAGUGGUGUGUGAACACUCACCAUUCGAGGGGAUCGUCAUGGUCCAGUGUACUGAAUACCUGCUGCAGUACAUAACCAGAAGCCCCAGUAAACUGAUGAAGAGGUCGAGUGUGAGCGAUCUCUCGGCUCCACAAAGACUUUCCUGGAAUUGUUCUUCUCAGAUCCUGAGCAUGCUGUCGUCCUCCGCGAUCAAUCUUCAGAGGCUUGUGAGAAACUUGGAUGUGGAGGUUUUCACAUUCAGAGGUUACGGCAAAGAGUUCAUCAAGAAGCAGAAGAUGAGUCCUGACGCUUACAUCCAGGUGGCACUACAGCUGGCCUUCUACAGAUGCACCAAGAGGUCGGUCUCCACCUACGAGAGCGCCUCCACCCGCCGUUUCCGUGAAGGCCGCGUCGACAACAUCCGCUCAUCCACUGCCGAGGCACUGCACUUCUCCAAAGCCAUGACAGAUGAGGGAGUGUGUGUGCAGGACUCUGAGAAGAUGGAGAGGUUGAGGAAGGCUGUAGACAUUCAGACCCAAUACACAAAGAUGGCCAUUACAGGAUUGGGAAUAGAUAAUCACCUGCUCGGGCUUCAGGAGAUUGCCAAGGAGGUGAAGAUGGAAACUCCAGACAUUUUCACAGAUGAGACGUACCUCCUCAGCAACCAGUUUAUCCUCUCUACUAGUCAGGUUCCUACAACAGUAGACAUGUUCUGCUGUUAUGGCCCGGUGGUUGCUAAUGGUUACGGGGCAUGUUAUAACCCUCAGGCUGAACACAUCCUGUUCUGCGUGUCCAGUUUCCGUGAGUGUGUGUCCACGUCAUCUCUGCUGCUGGUGAAGGCUCUAGAUCAAACCCUUAUUGACAUGAGGGAGCUGUGCAAUAGGUGUUCAACUGACAGUCAGAAAGAGGGUGGGGCUAAGCCAGCCACGCCAAAGAAGUAAGUCAUGAUAAGCUGACAGGCUAUCUUCAGAUAUCACUAAUGUCUUUGGUAUGGUUUAAUUUAAAAGGUCAAAAUAUGAUGUAUCGCCCAUUUUCUGCUGGAUAGCUUGUGAUCAAUUCUCA
Neoarius graeffei (lesser salmon catfish) is the source of this 2116-nucleotide messenger RNA. Its product is annotated as choline O-acetyltransferase-like. The record is from RefSeq and is a predicted model, not a curated record. Bases 1 to 1995 code for a protein of 664 amino acids. Gene Ontology annotation, molecular function: choline O-acetyltransferase activity. The transcript has 15 exons. Lineage: Eukaryota; Metazoa; Chordata; Actinopteri; Siluriformes; Ariidae. Gene Ontology annotation, cellular component: neuron projection; cytoplasm. Gene Ontology annotation, biological process: acetylcholine biosynthetic process; neuromuscular synaptic transmission.